GGAUCAGGUCUCGGCAAUAAUUUCUCUCUUAUAAAACUAGCAACCAAUUCAAUCCCUCUCACAUGCACCCACCACCCACUCCUCACACUCCUCCUCCCAUGGCCUCUCUCUCCUCCUCUUCCUCCCUCUAGGCUCUAGCCCAUCUACUCUCUCUCUCUCUCUCUCUCUCUCUCUCUCUCCCCCCCUAACAACUCCUCCUCAUCCUUGAAGGGAAAAUGUUCUCUCCGGAAAAGGUAGGGGGUUUUUUGCAAAAAUUCAAGGCCGUGAGCAGGAGGGGGAGAAGAGCCAGCAGCAACUUCAAGUGGAUCUCUUCAGCAGCCUCCCCCGCCGCCGCCGCCGCCGCCGCGGCGGCGGAGCUUCCGAACCAACUGCGGCGAGUGUUCGACCUCAUCGACUCCAACGGCGACGGCAAGAUCUCCGCGGGGGAGCUCCGCGACAUCAUGCUCCGUCUCGGCCACGAGAGGUCGACGGUAGCGCGGGAGGCGGAGGGGAUGGUGCGGGAGGCGGACUGCGAUGGCGACGGGUUCAUCGAUUUGGACGAGUUCAUGCGGGCGGUGUCGGAAAGGGGCGCGGGCGUCGACGAGGAGGAGGAGCUCCGGGAGGCGUUCCGCGUGUUCGAUGCCGACCGCAACGGAUACAUUUCGGCAGAGGAGGUGCGGCGGGUGUUGGCCGGGUUGGGGCGCAGGUGUAGUCUGAAAGAGUGCCGGCUUAUGAUAAGAGGGGUGGAUAGGAAUGGGGACGGGGUGGUCGAUUUUGAGGAGUUUAAGGCCAUGAUGAUGAUGAACUCCUUGACGGCGCUUUGAGAUUCGGGAUCACAGGUUUGGGUGUUACGUACGUACGUACGUACAUGCAUGUUGUUAAUUUCCUCCAUUAAAUUAGCUAGAUGUUGUACAUGGAGUGUACGUACAUGCAUGUGAUGUGAUGAGGAAGCUUGCUUUGUUUUUGUAAAGCUUAUAAUUGUAAUGGAAUGGAAACAAAUUAGGUGGAUUGAUUAAUUUGGUAUGUUAAUUUCCAUUUUGAUUAA
This is a messenger RNA of Ananas comosus (pineapple), 1024 nucleotides long. Its product is annotated as neo-calmodulin-like. The coding region runs from base 216 to 803 and encodes 195 amino acids. Gene Ontology annotation, molecular function: calcium ion binding. NCBI's taxonomy places the organism in Eukaryota, Viridiplantae, Streptophyta, Magnoliopsida, Poales, Bromeliaceae. The record is from RefSeq and is a predicted model, not a curated record. The transcript is spliced from 2 exons.